AUGGUCUUGUCCUUUGGAAAAGAUGCGCAGACGGGAAACAAGAGGAUUGUGGAAGCCCUGGAGACGCUCCGCAGUAGGACGCAGACACUGUACGACGCUGUAAAGCCGGAGCCUUCCAAGCUUGGCAUCAUCGGAGCUGGAACGAUUGGUGCGAAAGCCGAAAAUGUUCGAAUGGGCAUCAACUCUGCUGCUGCGGCCAUCAAGGCCACCGCCAAGGACAAUGGUGGCAAGCUGUCUGACAAGGAAGCGCUGGAGAUCCAUGACUUCUUCCAGGAGAAGAUGAUCAAUCUCAUCCAGGAGACGUUGCAUCGCAUGAGCACGGUGCACUACAAGCGCUUCUGCGAGCUCGGAAUGGGCAUUCCUUCCGUCGUCAAGAUGGCGCUCGGUUGGUUCGUCAAUUCGGACAAGGCCUUCAUAGCUGCAUGGGAAGGCGCGGUUGCAGACGAGGCGAUCUUGAAGCAGGUCAAGGAGAUCAACACCCGGAUCUUGACCAUGUGCGAGGAGGCCCACGCCGCCUACGGUGGAACGAAGUAGGGUACCAAGACGCCUCGGCUCGGUCAUUUCCGUUUUCUGCUACCGCUAGACUCCGUGCUGCCGAAUUCUUUGUUUGCGGUUGGG
Acaromyces ingoldii is the source of this 618-nucleotide messenger RNA. RefSeq lists its product as hypothetical. Lineage: Eukaryota; Fungi; Basidiomycota; Exobasidiomycetes; Exobasidiales; Cryptobasidiaceae. The coding region runs from base 1 to 534 and encodes 177 amino acids. The transcript is spliced from 4 exons. The record is from RefSeq and is a predicted model, not a curated record.